Plasmodium gallinaceum is the source of this 822-nucleotide messenger RNA. Its product is annotated as Appr-1-p processing domain protein, putative. The record is from RefSeq and is a predicted model, not a curated record. Bases 1 to 822 code for a protein of 273 amino acids. The transcript has 2 exons. NCBI's taxonomy places the organism in Eukaryota, Apicomplexa, Aconoidasida, Haemosporida, Plasmodiidae.
AUGUUUUUUUUUAAAGUAUAUAAAAAUGAUAUAUUCCAUUACUCCUUCAAUAAAAUAUUUUUACGCAAUUUUAAAACAAAUAAGAAAGUAAAUAUUGAUAAAUUAAUAAAAAGAAAAAAAAUUAAAAGUCAUGAACUGUAUAGAAUAGAAGAUAUAGAACUAUUAUUACAAGAGAAAAAUCAUGAUGUUAUUCAAGAAUAUCCUACUGUUAAAAAUGUGCAAAAAAUUAUAGAUGUAGAAAAUCUUCCUGUUUUUAGAAAAGAUGAAAAUUCAAAUAAUCUUUUGAACAAGAUAGUUCUCCAUUUUGGAGACUUAUCAUAUUUAAAAGGGGAUGUAGCUAUAAAUGGUACUAAUAAAAUUUUCGAACUAAUGAAAGAAGGGAAUGGAUAUGACUGCUCGGGAAAUUUUUUAAAAAUAUGUGGGAAGUUUUUGUUUGAAGAUAUGAAAAAAAUUAGAGAAAAAAAUAAAGGAAAAAAAAUAAUAAUAACAAAAGGAUACAACAGUGCAUAUAAAUCCAUUAUACACAUAGUUGAACCAUAUUAUAAUGAAACAGCAAAAUUAAAAAAAUGUUAUGAAGAUAUAUUAUUAAUUGCAAAAAAAAAUAACUUUAAAACUAUUAUUUUUCCUCUACUUGGUAGUGGUGUAAGUCUUUUUAAAAAACAUGAUGUUGUUAUAUGUUGUUUAGAAGGAAUUUAUGAAUUUUUAAAAACAAAAGAUAAUUUUAAUUAUAUUGAUAAAAUAGUUUUGUGCACUAUUACUGAUUCUUACUGGAUGCUAUUAAAUGAUUCCAUACCUCUUUACUUAGAUGUGAAUAUAAAAUAA